Chara braunii is the source of this 975-nucleotide messenger RNA. The record is from the annotation of a GenBank genome assembly. NCBI's taxonomy places the organism in Eukaryota, Viridiplantae, Streptophyta, Charophyceae, Charales, Characeae.
AGGAAUGGCAAAGUGGAAAGGAUAAGGAGCUGGAUGGCGGAGGAAAUUGAGGAGAGGCAGCAGUUGAAAAGGGAGAAAGAGGAGAACAAGAAGAAGGAGGAGGAAGAGAAGAAGCGCAAGGAAGAGGAAGACAAACGCAUUGCUGAGCAGAAAGAUAAGGAGGAUUUUAAGGCCAGCAUCGGGAAAACAAUCGAGACACAAAUGCGAGUGGUCUGCGAAGAGGUGCUGGGUAGGAAAGUAGGACAAGGGGAGCAACUGAUUCUCUCCGCAACUGCAAAAAUUCGAAGGCAUACGAUGGACAAUGAUUCGGGAGCAAAGAAGGCCUCGGAAAUGGAAGUGUUACGCACCAAUGAUGAUGAGAUCGUGAAGUUAAAACGAAUGGUUGCGGAUAUGCAGAGAUCGUCCUGCCAACCGCAGGCUACGCAACAUGAACAAGAGUUGGAUGCUCUCCGGUUGGACAAUCAACAUCUGAUUCAAGAUGUUAUUGGUCUGAAGGAGCAGGUGAACGAGCUGGUGAAACUCACCAAGAUGGGAAGAUCUGUUUCGACGGCAAUACCGGUGGCAGCGACAGAUAAGGGAAGGGCCAUCAGUACUCCUAAUGCUGGUGAUUACGUUAAGAUGUCUGACGCAUACAGAAGACUAAGAGACGAGAAGGAUAUGGCGGAGAGGGAAGUUGUUGCACUCAAGGAGAGAAUCAGCAGGAUAGGUGCCUCUAUGGGGACUCCUACCAGUGUCAAGAGGAAAAGGAUCACUCGGAAUAGCAUCUCUCCACCAUCCAAUUUUCGCCUUAAAUUGAGUAAGAUAGUUAGCCCGACAAAAGCUGGGGGCAGUGGGAGUAAGGGUUCUAGAGGGCUGAAAUUCGUCAAACUCAAAGACGAAACACGUGAAGGUUUUGAUCAACGUGUCUAAGCAGAUCUAUCUAAGCUGAAGGAGACUGAAAGACUAUGUGCGGAGGAAUCCAUAAGCUAUGUGACU